Messenger RNA from Ilyonectria robusta, 2403 nucleotides. Its product is annotated as heterokaryon incompatibility protein-domain-containing protein. The record is from RefSeq and is a predicted model, not a curated record. Bases 116 to 2164 code for a protein of 682 amino acids. Lineage: Eukaryota; Fungi; Ascomycota; Sordariomycetes; Hypocreales; Nectriaceae. The transcript has 2 exons.
GUGCAGGAGUGGUAUUUUCUUCACUUUGAUGUUCAUUCAAGGCAUUAUCAAGAACUCUGAUCAGCCAAAUUUUCGUUCAUACCCCUGAAUUCUGCCUUUUGUGCUGUGCCCCUCGAUGACGGACAUGGAUGUUGCGGAUGCCAUCACUGACGACUCGUUGUGUCCAUCUUGUUUUCAUCUGGACACGGCAGCUGCUGUGGAGUAUGAUAGCCCUGAUAUCUUUGUGGAUCAGAGAAGUUUGGCCGUUGUCGCUUCGAGAUCUUUCGACCAUAUUCAGACAACUGCGGCAUCGGGGUGUCACCUGUGUGCCUUUCUCCUGAAGGUCGUCGACUUCUUUGGAUUUAAUCCCGAAGCAGACAGAGACCAUAGCAACAUAGUUUUGCGUCUCCCAAUCGGGUUUGGGAAUCCUGAAAUAUCAUUCCCCGUCUACGAUUCUAAGUUACACGCUCAAUUGUAUGGAUCUACACAGGAUAGACCAUGGGGCCGAAUCCAGCCCCUGCCUGACAUAUGUACGGAUCAACUCUCGGCCGACAGCUUGUGGUUCAUGAAGACUUGUCUCGAAACCUGCCAGAAGUCGCACCACCUCUGUCAACAAAAUGACGGAAUAUUUCCGACGAGGCUUCUCGAUGUAGGAACACGCGACGACAAACUUGUCCGACUUGUCGAAUCCACGAGCGAUUCUUCCAUGGACUACAUUGCACUUAGCUACUGCUGGGGCAACUCGGUUAGCAUCAAGACAACCUCUACGACCUUGGGCAAGAUGAAGUCUGGAGUUGAAAUGGCGGAGCUUCCACAGACGUACAUUGACGCCGUUUCACUAACUAGGGAACUCGGAAUCAGGUAUCUGUGGAUAGAUGCGCUUUGCAUUAUUCAAGAUUGUUUCCAAGACUGGGAAAAAGAGUCCACAAUCAUGGGCGGGAUCUAUUCAAAGGCCUUGCUCACAAUUGCUGCUACCUCGUCGUCCUCUGUUGGGGAGCCGUUCUUGCAGCGUGAUACUACAGGCGACUCGAGUACCGGCGAUAGUCAUCCUAGCAUCUUCAGCGACUGGAUAAAUGUCGGCGAAGACUCAUCCUUGAUUAAAGCACGACUUAUUUCGACAUCGGGGGUCCACUGGAGAUGGUAUGAGGAUAAGGAUCCCACAUCUACCGACGAGCCUUUGUCACGGCGAGGAUGGACCUUGCAGGAACGAUUGCUAUCUACCCGGCUACUUUCAAUCUCCAAAACUGAGAUACAAUGGAUCUGCCAGGAAUCUGUGACUUGCGAAUGUCAAUCCAACCUGAACUAUCGCCGCGACUUUGGCCUAACUCCGGUGCGCCAAAUCACACUAGCGCAAGACGCCUACGACUUCUGGCACAAAGUAGUCGAGAGCUACACUGCAAGGGACCUUACCAAGCCGAAGGACAAGCUUCCGGCAAUAUCUGCCAUUGCGGCUGCGGUACAGCAAAAGAUUGGCUCCGACUAUGCCGCGGGCUUAUGGACGGAUAACAUCCACUUAGACCUACUCUGGCGCAGCCGAGGUCCUAGAGAGCGACGACCACAGACCGAGUUUAUUGCGCCGUCCUUCUCGUGGGCAUCUAUCGACGGAGAAGUCGACUACUACUGCUUCAGAAAUGGAAAGAAGCCCUACCACAAGAUUUCAUCGGUUGUUUCCGUUGAGACAUCAGCCAACCCCGAGGCUCCGCUAGGACGUGUCAGAGGUGGUUCACUCACAAUUUCCGCACCCCUGGUACCUUGUUACGUGGAAGAGGCCUUUUCUGAUGGUUGGAUAGUAAUAAAAUUGGGCAGUGCAAUGUUAGAGAUGUUCGCGGACACGGCGCUUCAAGAAUUCGUUUUAACUACAGAAGAUGACACAGUCCAGAAGUAUGCCUGCAGAUGGAGUCCCUUGAACAAAGCUCCACAGCUAUGGGAGACAAAGCGAAGUAGUUCAGGACCUGCUGGCAUACCUCAGCCAGUCUCGAGUAUCGGACAUUGUGAUGAUCGAACACACUGCUGGGCAAUUCAUCUCGGAUCAUUCUCAUUACCAACGUGCCACGAGCUGCUUAUUGUGGGAAAGUCACAGACAAUCCCAGGAGCCUAUGAGAGGAUUGCGCUGGCAUCGUGGGAAGGAGGCCCUGACAUAGAAUUGUUCGAGCAGAAAAGCCCGAAUAUGAUAAAAAUAGUCUGAAAAUGCAGGCUGAUAGACGAAGUUACUUUUUCCAAGUGAAGCAGCCAGCCACUGGAUACUGGAACCUGAGAAUCCUCCCGCAGACAUAUUGAUACCUGAAAGGGUGACCCAGAAGCCAGUCGGAAGGCGAAAGCGGGUAGGUCUAUCAAGUCAUAACUAUCACAACGGGCACUAUAGUCGGUCAUAGCAGCUUAGAAUACCAAAGGCAUGCUAGUUUUCUGUACCGAUAACACCUUUGA